GUGCGCUCACGCCAAAUGUGCAAGUGAAAGUGUUGUUUUCCUCUUUGUGUUUUGAACCGCCGCUCGGUUUUACUUUUUGGCGUUAGCUCAAAUCCGGGUUCACCGGAAAUGUUUUUUUCGACGUUUUCUUUGAGUUUUGUUCCGUGAGAGGUUUUUCCGAGUUUUCGGCUUUUCAUGCAUCUCAGGCGCAACGUCACGACUUCUGGUGAAGAAUGCUAUCCCACUCCUCCUGGCCCCAUCGACUGUCGCCAUCUGUGACCCUGUUCAACACUAGCGUCGCGCUAGGGCAGUCGGAGGAAUCGGGAAUAGAACCGGGUCCUAUAGCCACGAUAACCGGAUCCCUGUUCUCCUUUCCUGAACAUGGGGAUCUCGACCACUACGACACCGAUCAUACGGACCUGGGUAGCGAGGCGGAUGAGGCCGAACUCAGGAGGGCAUUGCUGAGGGACCAAUGGAGGCAGUUUUUCGACAAAUACGACAGCGAGGGUUUUGGAGAGAUACCCUGGGAUCAAUUUCUCAUUGUGAUGAACGACGCGGAAUUCUGUCAACGAAUUUCCCAGGGAAAACGCGAAAUACUUCUGGAGAGGUCCAAAAAUGCCACCACACCUGCCAUCACGUUUCAGGACUUCGUCAAUGUGAUGACCGGCAAGAGGACUAGAAGCUUCAAAUGCGCCGUUCAUCACCGGGAUAGAGAGGUUUCCUCGGAGAGCGACUAUCAUCUGAUAACAGAGGACCCGUCAAUAUUUCGCAACAGGAUGGUAACGAUAAUAGCCGAUCAGUUUUUGACAGACGACAGGGAUAGGAAGUACUACGCCGACAGGUACACCUGCAAGCCGCCUCCCGUCUUCAUCUUGCUCAUCACGCUAGUAGAGCUCGGAUUCUUCGUGUACUACUCGGUGGUCAGGGGAGAGGUGAAUCCGGCAGGACCGGUGCCCAUCGAUUCUGUGUUCAUCUACAGGCCGGACAAGAGGAAGGAGAUAUGGAGGUUCCUGCUCUACAUGAUGCUGCAUGCAGGUUGGCUUCAUCUGGGUUUCAACCUUGUCGUGCAGAUGGUCGUGGGCCUGCCUCUGGAGAUGGUCCACGGUUCCGGGCGUGUGGCCCUCAUCUACAUGGCCGGAGUGGUGGCCGGUUCCUUGGGCACCUCGGUCUUCGACACCGAAGUCUGCCUGGUGGGAGCCAGCGGUGGUGUCUACGCUCUUUUGGCCGGCCACCUGGCUAACAUCAUGCUCAACUACAACAACAUGCAGAGCGGCAUCCUCAAACUCAUGGGCAUCAUUGCGAUAGCAUCCUGCGACGUAGGCUACGCCAUCUACUCGAGGUACGCGGGUGAGGUCUUUGGCCCGCCAGUGUCGUACGUGGCGCACCUGACCGGUGCCCUGGCCGGCCUCACCAUCGGCCUCUUGGUGCUCAAGAACUUCGAGCAGAAGCUCCACGAGCAGCUGCUGUGGUGGGUGGCGUUGGGGGUCUACGCGGCCUGCACGAUCUUCGCCAUCCUCUUCAACGUGAUGAACCCCUCGGUGGGACCCCUGGAGAACCUCGGAGAGGGCGUGGACAGUCAGUACAUGUACAGCAGGUUCGGGGUGUAGCGGGGACGAGAGAAUUUCUUUUUGGUUUAUGUGUAAAUACGUUUUUGUUUUAUUCCAAAGGGAUUCGGAUUUGUCGUUUAGGUAGACGUGGAGGAGAAAAACUUUUUUUUUAUACCAGUGAAUUAACGACGAUUUGGUUUGCUCAAUUGGAGCGGGGUGCGCAUUUUUCGAACAAUUAUAUGGCGAAAUGCUCGAAUUCCAAAAUUCAUGUAAAAUUGUAAAUAGUCCUAGAUAUUAUUUAUUUGGAACGUACCAAAGACUGAAAUAAAUAAAUUUUUAAAUUUAUUUAUGUUGGUUCCAGGAGUCAUUGAUGAUUUUUUUUUCCAAGUCCAACUGUAGUUCCUAAGCGAUGCAUUUCUAAACACAGUCCAGAACCUAAAACUGCCUUAAAGUUGUUUCUUUGAUAAGCGAGGUGUUCGAAUUGGCUGGAACCAAUUUUAAGUCAAUGACUCCUGAAUAUUGAUAUUGUUAUUUUGAUAUUCCUCCUGUCCAGAGAUUCGUUUGAUGUUGAUAAAAAGCAAUAAAUAAAUAAACCCUCCAAACCUGAAUCUCUGGAUGGGGAAUAUGAAGAAGAAAUGUUAAUUUCAAGUGAUAUUAUAAAACUAGUCAUAAAUAAUGUUUAAGUCAACCAAAGAUCCUGCUAGUUUAUAUAUUUAUUACACAAGAGAAGGUAGAUUUUUCACAUUACCACUAAAAAUAGAUGUCACGAAGAAAUUUUGUAUUUUUUUACACUCAGGUAGAACAGUUUUGUAAUGUUGAACUGAUGGUUAAACACUCUGAUUAUUGUUAUUUUCCACGAUACACAGUUUUUGAAUGGCCUUUAUCUUUCAUUAUUGAAUUAAAUCAACUAUUUCAAAUUUUCUUUAUUUGUAGCUUUAACUAUCCUCUUCCAUUAUUCAAGAUUUUCGUUUGAUCUUUUGAAGGUAAGGUCAAACUUUGGACGUAGAAUGCACCUUAUGGACUAAUUCAAUUUUUCUAAGGUGAAUUGAAAUCAAGAAAGAACAUGAAACAGUUUUUGAAAUGAACAGUAAUUAAUAUUUGAUAGUCGAAGAAACGUGAACAAUGCUUCGUACAGAAGAAAGUGAAACGUUGGGGGAAGAAGCGAAAAAUAUUGAUAAUAGAAAAGACUCGGAAGAAGAAAUUCAUUGCGGAAUUGUAAACGUGAUCAGACGGUGAAGAAAAAAAUUUGAAACCUUCGUGAUGAAAAUGUUAAGAAAGAAAAAAUUAUCGAGACAAAAUACAAGCGAUAUGGUCGGACGGAGGACAACAAAAAAUCGAAUGAAUUGUUCCAUUUUGAACCAUCCAGGAUGGAAACCUCAAAAACAAGCCGAAUAUUGGAAGCCACUGAUAUCAAAGUGUUAUACAAAAUAGCAGCAAAAAAACUCACAGAUCGGGAAAGAAGCAAAUGAACAUCAGAAGCAUGUGUGGAAUUGAUAACAUCAAUGAUUGGGUAUUGAAGAGAGAAAAGGAAUGGAAUGAGAAGGGACUGAAAAUGGCACAAGACAAAUCACCAGUUGGUCGCAGCAGUAUGUGAUGACUGCGAAAACAUGGGAGUGAUAAUUUGCCAGCUGAAGAAAACGAGCAGUUUACUAAAUUAUAACUAGAAAGAAGAAGAAUGUCCUUCACAGGCAUAUCACAUUGUGAUUUGGGAUUCAGUUGUAUUGUUCCUGUAAAUUCACCAUUUCAGAUAGUACCCAGACACAACAAUGGAUGGUACCAAGCUCAUGAUGCUAGCAGUUGAAGAUACUUUGUCCAUUUCGGAACCGUGAGGAGAUUUUGGCUCAGCUUUCAGAUUGUCCUGAAUCAAGUGUAUACUGGCAACAUUGCUCAGGCUGAUAUCUGUCGAUUCGUUUUGAACGCAGACCAGAGGAUUUGGAAUGCCAGUCGGAAAUGAUUUGAGUUUCGUCAAGAACAUAGCAUUUUGGGUAUCAAACUGGAAAAAAACUGAAACGGGAUCGUCAAAACCUCCAUGAAUAUCUUGUGCGAACGGCCCUCAAGGAAAGCUGUUGGUUGUGACUACCGAGGUCUCCCGAUUUCAACCCAGAUGGUAUUACCUGAAAAUCUACAGCACCCACGUUUGUCCUGCUGUUGGAAUUUAGUUUAUUCAGUAUAUUCACUAAAUUUUAACUGAAAUGUUUCUUAAAAUGAACCUGAGCAAUAUCUUUGGAAUCAAAAUUCUCUUUUGUUUUUAUGUCUGGAAGGUUUUUGUAAAUAAAAUAAUGUUCCCUAUUUUUUCAUCAAUAAAAUAGUAAAUUCAA
Molecule: messenger RNA, 3844 nt
Organism: Harmonia axyridis
Lineage: Eukaryota; Metazoa; Arthropoda; Insecta; Coleoptera; Coccinellidae
Gene: stet
Product: protein rhomboid-like
Exons: 13
Coding region: 213-1586 (457 amino acids)
Biological process (GO): cardiolipin biosynthetic process
Cellular component (GO): mitochondrion; membrane
Molecular function (GO): serine-type endopeptidase activity; CDP-diacylglycerol-glycerol-3-phosphate 3-phosphatidyltransferase activity
Source: RefSeq, a predicted model, not a curated record